Messenger RNA from Entrophospora sp. SA101, 858 nucleotides. The record is from the annotation of a GenBank genome assembly. Lineage: Eukaryota; Fungi; Glomeromycota; Glomeromycetes; Entrophosporales; Entrophosporaceae.
AUGUCUAAUUCAAAUAAAGUAGAACAAGAAGAAACGAUACUUCGUGAGUCACAAGAAGAAGAAGAUUUUUACCCAUUAGAUCAAAGUAGUUCCCAUGAAUUGAAUAGGCUGGUUGAGGAAGAAGAUGAUGAACAGAGGUUGAUUCCGAAUGCAGAGGAAAGACAGAGCGAGGUUUUUGAUUUUGGUGAUAACUUAAUACCUCUGUCGUUAACGGAAACUCAAAGGAAUCCGACACAUUUAGAGAAAGAGGUUACAUUUAUGAAUGGGUUGACGUUAAUAGUAGGUUUAAUGAUUGGAUCUGGAAUAUUUGCUUCUCCAGGCCCAGUUGCCGUGCAUGCAGGCUCAGUUGGAAUGUCGUUAAUAGUUUGGCUUGUAUGUGGAUUUUUAGCUUGCACCGGUGCUCUUACAUAUGCAGAACUAGGUUCAGAAAUCCCAAUAUCUGGUGGCGAACAUCCUUAUUUAGCACAUGCAUAUGGAAGUCUACCUGCUUUUUUAUUUAGUUGGACUGCUAUAACAUGUUUAAAGCCAGGAGGAAACGCAAUCAUUGCAGUGAUUUUUGCAGAAUAUAUUAAUCGCAUAAUAUAUCAUUCAAUAUUUGGUGAAGAUACAAGCCCAUCACAUGACACGCGUCUUUGGCUGAACAAGAUAGUGGCAUCCAUAUGUAUAAUAGUAUUGUCAUUGAUUAAUUCAUAUAGUGUACGACUAGCCACUCGAACACAAGAUAUAUUUACAGUCUUGAAAUUGGUUACAUUGGCAGCUAUUGCAGUUAUAGGUUUUAUAGUACUAGGAAAAGGUGGAUUGACCAAGAAUUUUGAGGGUAAUUUGUUUGCGGGCUCGUCUACAAGAUUGAGUGAUUAA